Messenger RNA from Caenorhabditis auriculariae, 20588 nucleotides. NCBI's taxonomy places the organism in Eukaryota, Metazoa, Nematoda, Chromadorea, Rhabditida, Rhabditidae. The record is from the annotation of a GenBank genome assembly.
AUGGAAGUGAGCCUUUAAGUGAAAAAAAGAUUUUUUUCACGUCUUUUGUACGAUUUUUCGAAAAAAAGUGCGUUGAAUGACGUCAUUUUGAAUUAUUUCUACAUUUGAAAUUUGUAUUCAUUUUCGUUAUUUUUUUGAUAUUAAUUUACAAAAAUAAAAUUUAUGGAAAAAUUGAAACUUAAAGUGAGCCCUGAAGUGACAAAGAUAAUAAACAAAUGUUUUUCAAAAAGUAUGUUGAAUGACGUCAUUUUGUCUUUUUAAUUCAAAUUUAAAAAUCAUAAAACUCAAAAAAAAUACAGGAAAAAGCUCAAAACGCUCCAAAAAAACCUUAAAUUUCAUAAUAUAUAAACUUUUUUUGCGUUUUCUAUAGCAUAAUCAACGUUGAAAAAAAUCCACCUACUUUUUUUAACGAAACAAGUUUUUCAAAAAAAUAAAAUUAUUAAUUGCCAAAAUAGAAUCUAAAAAAAUGUUCAGAAGCUUGAAGAACCCUAAAUUCCAGAAAGUCAAUUUUUUUUUCUCUGUAGAAAAAAUAUUAAUAUAUUUAAUCAUCACCCCAUUUUUUUAGAAAAACUCACUUUUCAAGUCCAUAAAAUGAAGAUUUCAAGCUUUAAAAAAUUAGCAAAAAAAGUACAAAAAUACUCCAAUGAAGAUCAAAGUUUCUCAUUUAUUUUUAAAUCUAAAAUAAUCAAUUUCAAAAACAUUUUUUUCAAGAAUCAAAAAUCGACCGAUUGUCUCGAGCAAGUAUGUCAGAAUGGCGGAACCUGCAUCGUUUCCAGCGGUAAUUUUUUGAAAUUUUAAAAAUUUGAAAAAAAAAAUGAAUUUUCAGUUCUUCCCGCGGUUACAAAUUGCAAACCGGGCGAAAUAUUCCACAUGGGUUACUGUUAUUCUUACGAUUUAACGCCCAGAAGUUGGCUUGAAGUAAUUUUCAAAUCAAAAAAAGAAAAUAAAACGUACAAUUAUCCAGGCGGCCGACUUCUGCUCCAAAAAGGGCUCAACUUUGGCUUCGAUCGAAAAUCCCGAUGACCAGACGUUUUACGCGGGAUAUGUUCAAGGCGCCCUGGCUGGAGGUACUGUAGACUACUGUAAAUUACCGUAUACUCAGUUCAGUACAACAAACGAACGAGAUAAAUGGGAUUUGGACAUCGAUUCGCGCCGUGAUGAAUGGAACGCGGCCUGUUUGGGUGUCGUUUCCUGGCUCCUACCGCGUCGACAACACCUUUUGGGCUCAGUUUGAGCCGAAUAUUUAUCUGAAUUAUAAUGGUUAGUAGUUUUAUCAAUCUUAUCAUGAAAAUAGUCACAAGAAAAGAUAAAGAAAAGCGGGUGACAAAUGAAAAAAAAAUUGAACCUACUGCACUAAACUCGCUCCACGGUCAAUUCGAUACUCGAAUUUUUUUUCUUUUUUUUUUCACUUUUUUUCAUUUUUUUUUAGCAUUCUUCUUUAUCAUUUUUUGUUUCAAAUGACUUCCAUUGAAAUGAAAUAUAUCCGAAUAUAAGUUAAUUUUUUUGAGAAAGUUGCUCCAAACCCCAAUGAAAUAAACAUGAAAAAAAUGUUAUCAUAUCUUUUUUAUCGUUACAUAAAUUCUUUUUCAUUAUUUCAAACAUUCUUUACAAUAAAUUUUAAUUGAAUGGUUGGGGUGAAAAAGGUUAAGCUUCGCAACUCUUAAAUUGAAAGUUGAAUUCGCCUUUUUAAAAAAAUGAUUUUUUUAAUUGAUUUUUUUCCUUUUCUUUUCUUUCUUCUUUUUUUCAAAUUUGAUUCUAAAUUAAAUGCUGCCAAAAAGACAUUUAAAAUCAAGAGAAUUCAUUAAACAUCCUAGUUUUGAAAUUCUUAGGUUUGAAAAAUAAAUUUUUUUGGGACUUUAUUUUUCAUGGCAGUUUUUGAACUACAUUUUUGCAAAAUCCCUCAAAUUUGAGGGUUUGUGCCUAUCCUACUGUUUUUUUCUGUUUUUUUUUUUCACUGAAUUGUCUCUUUUUUAACAACGAAAGUCUUUUUCUUAUCAAUUUUCAAAAAACCCUUCACAAAAUCUUCAAUUUUCCAGAAAUCUGCGUGAAUUUGGAGGCGGAGACCAACUACCGUCAAUGGCGUACCGAUCUCUGUACCCAUCAAAAAUAUGUAGUUUGCAAAAAGGAGGUUAAGAAAGAAGGUAUCUGCGAAAAAUCAAAAAAUUGAAAAAAAAAAUAACGUUUUUAGAUCCCCAAUACGUUGGCCAAUGCCUUUGUCCGACUAGUUUUAACGGGGUUUAUUGUGAACUUCCAAAUGGUGAGUCUUAAAAAACGCCAAAGUGGUCCCUAUAGGGGUUAGGGGAAUAAUCAGCCUCUAUAGAGGUGAAAUUCAGGUGGUCCCUAUAGGGGUUUAAAGUCUGGCCCCUAAGGUUGCCCCUCUUAGAACCGAAUUAUCUUCCCCUACAGGGUAUUUUUAAGUUUUAGUGGCCCCUAUAGGGGACUCGAACAAGGGUCUGACCCUUCAGUCCCUAAAGCUCUAGUGGCCCCUAUAGUGGUCUUUAAUUUCAAUAAUCGAAUAACAUGUCCCUAUAGGGGCCAUUUUUUCAAACUUCAGUGGUCCCUAUAGGGGCGGUCAAGUGGAGAACUUUCAAGGACCUCCAAGGUUGCUCCUAUAGGGACCACUCUAAAGUUGUUAGGGCUGGAAAUAGUUCAAGAAGUACUGGGAAAAUUUUUAGUAGCCACUAUAGUAGUCAAAUUAGUGGCCACUUAAGGGGUUAAAAAUUAGUGGCCACUAUAGAAGUCUAAGUGCUACUACUAGACCACUAAAAGUUUCAGUAGCCGCUUUAGGGGUCAAUGGAUCAACAUAACUGGUCCAAUCUGUUUGUUUUAAAAUUAUCAGAGUUACUGGAAGGAAUACUGGAUAAAAAACUACUGAAGUGGCCACUAAAACGGAAAAUAGCGGCCACUGAAGAGGUGGGUUUAGUGGCCACUUUAGUGUCCUCUCCAAGUAGUCCUUGAUGAGCCUUUAUAAUGGCCGCUAAAAAUUUUCCCAGUUAGGCGCAGACUUGUUCUGCGCCAUUUGGGUUAUACUUUGAAAGUAGGAAGAGAAAAAUCUAUUAAAAUAUUUUUUCAGACAAUGAAAAAUCAAGAAGUGAAAAUACCUGCGCCGGUGUCGAUUUCCAAUACGCCUGUUCCAAUGGCCAAACGAUUAUUGUAGAUUUUGCCUCUUUUGGCGCCAUCGUAAGCAUUUUUGAACGCGUCGCGGUCGCGUAACGUGUUGGGAUUUCAGGAGGGCUACACGUGUCAACAGCAGGUUUCCGGCCAGCAAACGUGCUCCAAUGCGAAUUCGCUUCAAACUGUGACUAAUGCGUUGGUUUUUGGAUUUUUUAGAAGGAUUUUCAAAAAUCGUUGUGGUUUUACAUAGCGUGAAGGCUGAAUAAAAGCCUAUAAAUUGUUUAAAAAUUUAAAUUCCAUAUUUUCGCGCCCCUUUUCUUGCCACACGUUUUUUUAUAGGUCAGUUUGCGAAAGUCGGAUUAGCCGUCAGAGAGUGAGAAAGAUAACUAAAUCUUGGAGAGUCAGAGAUAGAUUUGAAUUUUGCGUGAAAAUUUAGAAGCAACUUUGCUUAGGAACUCCAGAGUGGACACUAUAGUGGCUAGCUUAGGAGCCCAUGAAGGGACCACUUCAGCUUCCCUUUAGGGACCACUAAAGCUUGCAAAAGUGGUACCUUUAGGGGACAUGCUUGUCGAUUACUGUUUUCAUGUCAAAAGCUUGUAGGGGGGAAUUUUUUUGUUCCUGAUUCCUCUAGGGACCACUCUGACGUUCCUAAGUUUAGGCGCCUUUUUUUGAAGUCCAAAUUUUACUUUUUCGCUGAAUUUCUCAGUGCAGUUCAAGCUUCUAGGCUAUUCAGUUUCUAGAAAAUAACGAUUUCUUUGUCGAAAUUUUUUUAAGUUUUUCUCUUAAGAGAGACCUUAGAAAUUAACAAUAAGAAUUUUUUUGAAGUAGGUUUUACAAAAUUCAAGUUUCAAGCCCAUUCCUUCCAGUUGCCAAGGCCUGACCUACUGCCAAAUUCGAGAUCUGAAGAAAAACCUUUGCCGAUACCCCGUGUCCGGUCCCCCAGGAGCUUUUCCUUCAAACCAGGUUUCGGUGUACCUCAGGUAAUUUAUAAAAAUAAAAAAAAAAUAAAUUUUUCGAAUUUAGAAAGCCAAGUAACCUGCGACAACGGCGCCUUUUACUACAGCGGCCGGUGUUAUUCGCCGAAUUUCGACAAAAAGAAACGAAAAAAUUAUCAGGAGGCUGUAGCUGAAUGUCGUGCCAAGGUUAGUUUUAUAUACAAAUAAAAAAUCGAAAAUCAUUAUCUCGAAGGAUUUUAUGGUUUUAAUGAAACGUAUUUUAAUCGGGAGUUAUUUCAUUUUCAAAAAUGGCAUUUUUGUCGAUUUUUAGUCAUCAAAGCUCAUUUGUUAAGCUGAAGGGCCUCUUAAGGGGUGAGAGAAAAACAAAAAAUGGUAGGUUUGUACCCUUAAAAGACUACUUUCAAACUCACUAGUAGUACCACAUUUUAUCAUUUUUGUCAAUUUUUAGUUUCAUAAUCAAAAAAAAAGAAAAAAACCAGGUAUGGGCCCUUAAGUGACCACUUUCUUUCUCACUCUUGGUUACAAAUUUUAUUUCCUUCUACUGUCAAUUUUUAGUCGCUAGAGCCCAUUCCUAGAGCUAAGUGUUCUCUUUAGGGAUGUGAAAAAAAUCCGGUAUGAGCCCUUAAGUGACCACUUCCUAACUCACUAACGUUUCCUUCUACUGUCACUUUUCACUUACUGAGAUCAAUUUUUAAAUUCAAGUAACCCCUUAAGCAAUUUGAGAAAAACCAGGAAAGCUAGGUAUGGGCCCUUAAGUGACCACUUUCUUACUCACUCUUAGUUACAAAUUUUUUCUUCUCCUUUCGUCAAUUUUAAGCCGUUGAAGUCUGCUUCUGGAGCUAAGUAGCCUCUUGAGGGGUGUGAGAUUAAAAAAAAAUCCGGUAUGAGCCCUUAAGUGACCACUUCCUAACUCACUAACGUUUCCUUCUACUGUCACUUUUCACUUACUGAGAUCAAUUUUUAAAUUCAAGUAACCCCUUAAGCAAUUUGAGAAAAAUAGGAAAGCUAGGUAUGAGCCCUAAAGGGACCACUUUCUUACUCAUUUUUAAUAACGCAUUUUUUUCAUUCCUCGUCAAAUUUUAGUUUUUUAACAAUUCGUUAAAUUUUCAAAACGAAGAUAGGCUCGAAACCGUUUCUAGAGUCAAGUGGUCCCUUUAGGGAUGUGGAAAAAACAGGGAAAAAUCAUUGUGGGCCCUUAAGUGACUACUUUCGAACUCACUAGUAGUACCAAGAUACAUGAUUUUAGUAAAAUCAAUUUUUUUAUUUGUAUAAUCCAACAAACUUUCAAAACGAAGACAGUUCAGCUGAUGUCUAUUCUUGGAGCCAAGUGGUAACUUUAGGGAUGCCAGGAAAAAAUUAGCACAAAGCUAGAUUUGAGCUCUUAAGUGACUACUUUUGAACUCGCUAGUAGUUCCAAAUUUUAUCAUUUAUGUCAAUUUUUAGUUGCUGAAGUCCAUUUUCGAAGCAAAGUGAUCACUUUAGGGGUGUGAUAAAAACAGGAAAAAGCUAGGUAAGACCCCUUAAGGAACUACUCUUGUAUUUCGUAUCACUAAAUUUUCGAUUUUUUUUUCUUAAGAUCCUGAGAAGCUCGGCCCUUUUUCUGAUGAACUUUGAGUAUUUAAAUAAUUUUAAAUGUGAAUGUCCUUUUUUUAAAUUAAUUUUUGAGAGCGUAGUCUGGAAAAAUUUAUGUCGUUCGGUCUGUUUUGACAAGGAAAAGUUUUUUUUUUCAAGCAGGAAUUAAUGAGCCUCGAAGAAUAUUCAACAGAAGAAAUAAUCAAAAAACAGUUGAAUGAAAGAAAAAAAUCCCAAAAUAAUCAAAGAAAAUUCAAGAUUUUUUCCAGGGCAGCACACUGAUAACUGGAAUCGAUAAUCAGUUGUUCGAUCAGCUGGCGAUCCAACUGAAGAGUAGGACCAAGGAAAGUGCGCUCUAUUGGAUAGGCCUCAAUUUGGAUGGUCCCGGGCCGGUUUGGACCGAUGGGUCUUCGCCUAGUUAUUUGUGAGUUUCGAAAUUGGAAAAUCGAAAAGGGUUUUCAUGAUUUUUGUUGUUUUUCUGAAAUUUUCAGACUUGAUAUCAUAGCCUUUCGAUAAAAAGAAGUUUUAGGCUAAUAUAAUUCCGUAUUACUCUUUCCCAAUCUCACUGUAAUCACAUAAUUUCAUCCUCUUAAUGUUACAUGAAUAAUUUCAACAUUCGCUCCUUCAAAUUUAGGUAAAAUGGUUCUUAGAGGGACCACUUUGUAGCUCCCUAGUUCCUUUCGAAACCUUCGAAAAACCGACUUUUUGCCGUCUUUUUAGGACACAAAUGACCCCUUUCUCUAGUGUUUGCUCGCCUUUUAAAGCCCUUUCACCUCCGGUUUCCUUUCCGCAGUUUAAAAACGUCCGCGUUUUUUUUUGUUGACCGGUUGUUUGGAUUGUCUAGAGGCUAUGGAAGCUUACUUAACUGAAAAAAACAAACUUCUGAAAAGUUUAUGAACAGAACUUGGUUUUUCAAGCUUUACUUUGAAUUUUUGAUUAAAACUCGAUAAAUUUCUUAAAAAUGUUCCAUGAAAGGUUUUUCAAUGGUUCAGCUUCUCUCUAUCUUCUUAGGGACUCUGGAGUGGUCCCUUAAGGGGGAAACAGUCCCUUUUUGAAACUUUUUCUUGGAUUUAGCCCUAGAGUGACCACUUCUGCAAGAGUGGGGCAUGAAGGGGUUCUAUUGGGGUAAAAUGAUUAUUGAGUUGUUCUCAUGGAAAUGCUUAAAGUAACCCCCUAGUGACCACUUCUGCAAGUUUCAGGCUCCCUCUAUCUGGUUAGUUAAAGUGGUCACUUGAGGGGAAUCUUCGAGAGCCUCUAAGAUUGCCCCUAUAGGGACCACUCUGGAGAUCCUUUUUAGUAGACUUUCUCGAAUGAAGCUUCCACAGGCCUUUCAUUCAAUAGGAGAAUCACUAUCUACUCAAAAAUUGAGAAUUAUAACUUUUCCAGACCACCGGACAACAAUUUGCGGCAGAGCGCAACUGACUGCGCUGUUUUGGCCGUCGCCGAUAACCGACUCAUCUACGACCAACAGCCAUGUUCGGCCCAAGCGAACGUCCUCUGCCAGGCGGUCCCGAGCUCCCGAAGCACUCCCGAGCGCCAGUCCCAACCCGCUCCCCCCACACCGCCGCCGCCGACGAGGAUCAUCUUUGAGGGAACCAUGAGGUGACUAGUGAUUUUCUAUGGUUUUUGGUUCUGAAUCAUCAUUUAAAGAUGUAUAGGUUGUGUAGGAAUGAGAAAUAAUGAGCUAACAUGAGCAAUACACAUUUUAUUCUGGUUUUUUUUUUAGAACUCAGAAGUUUUCGCAGUCCAUAUAGAGCCAUAGACAGCCUCAGGUCGAUCCAGAACCUUGAAUCACCAUUUCGAUACAACUGAGAAAUAUUGAGCUAACAUGAGCAAUACAUAUUUUUCUCAUUAGUAUUUUUUUCAAGGUAUAGACCUUUUUUAGAGUCUUACAGAGUUCUGAAUGACCAUUUUUUUAAGGUGUCUAGAUUGUGUAAGAGUGAAAAAAAUAAAGAGCUAACAUGAGCAAUAUCUGGUAUUUUUGGUGCGAAAUGGUCUAGGCCUUUUUUUCGAAAAAAAAAAUGUAAAAAUGAAAUUUUUUUGAAUUGAACUAGAGCUAUUAUCUUGGUUCAAGAAGAAAUCAGAGUUUUUUGAAGAAUAUGAAAUUUAACUACAUGUUGAGGAAUUCUUUAGUUUCUCUCGGCUUGAAAUCAGCUAUAAUAGGCUAUCCUGAGCAAUAAUAAAUAAUUUCAUCAGUAUUUUUUUUCCACCCCUCAAACCCUCAGAAAAUUGGCUUAAAAGCCGAAAACCCAAUAAAAAGUGAGUCAUCCCCCCGCCGAAUGCCGAACGCUCGCAAUUUGGAUCGGACCCCAGUAGGAAGGAGAAAACCGGUCCUCCCCGGCCCCGCCCACUUUCUCUGUCUUCUCCGAUCCUCUGAUCUCUCGCCAAACGCUUUCGUCAUCGGGUUUCGUCGCCCGUUUUGCAAUAAUCCAGUAGAUCCAAACCUUUUUUCAUCGAUUUUAUAGGUCUUUCUGUGGUUUUUCAUUGAUUCACCUGAAAAUAAGCUUUUUUUUGGAGUUUUGAAGCCUAAAAGAUGAAAAAAGCAAGCUUUUACUCAAUCUGAAAAAUCAGAAAAGCAAAUAAAAGCGAUUAUUUAUCGAUUCCAUCAAAUUUGGUCCGCAAAAAACUGGACAAUUCGCCGAAUUUGGCGACUUUGAACUGGUUUCCUUGUUGUUUUUUGAUUACGACUUGGGUUUUUCGGGUCAUUUUUGUUGAUUCGAGUCGGUUUUGACCAUAUUUUUCUGCAAUAGGCUGUCAAAAAUCUCACGGGAAAAAAAUUUGAUUUUUUUUCGUGUUGAAAUUCUAUGAGAAAAUUUUGAAAAUUCUCGAAUUUCGUCCUUUUUUGUUAUUUUUUUUUUCUGGUUGUUUUUGUUUUGCAGUCUUUUUUCUGUCAUUUUUCCAAUUUCAGGCCAAAAAACCCAAUGAAAUGCCCGUUUUUCGCCCAUUUUUGAGCGUCAUUUGUGUGUACAGUUUGCUGAUUUUUGAUCCCGUCAAUGGGACGAGCGAGUAAGGAUUUUUGGAAACUUUAAAAUUGAGAAUAGAUCUUCAGGCUUAUUAAAAUAUUGACGGAAAAUAAGUUUUUCAAACUUGAAGGCUUCAUAUCGAUACUAUGUCGAUGCUUGUGGGGGAGACUCUUGAGCUUCUACUCUUUUAAAUCGAUAAGAGAUCUUUAGGCUUAUCAAAUUGUUGAUGAUCCCCAAAUUUUUGAAAUUUGAAGGCUUCAUGUUGAUAAUAUGUCGAUGCUUUUUAGGGGGACUUUUGAGCUUCUACUCUUUUAAAACGAUAAAAAGAUCUUUAGGCUUAUAAAAAUAUAUAAUAGACUUUUGAGCUUCUUUUUCCAAUUUUACAUUUUUUUUUUUUCGAUUCAAAUCAUCAGAGCUACUUUUUUUAUCGAUCCGUUUGCUUUCCUUUUUCCAAAAUCAAACAUCUGAGGGACAAAAAAAACCGAAGAAGUUGAGGGAAAGUCAAUAGAAAUGUAUUGGAAGGUCAAACAGAACGGUGAGAGAAUUGGACGGCAAUAUUUUUCUUGAAGAGAGAUGUCUGAGAUUUUUGUGGUUUUGAAAAAUGAGUUUGAGAAAAAAGAAUAGAAUUUUAGAUUCAAACUUUAUAAAAUUUGAAAAAUGAUUGAAAAAAUGAAAAUCUGAGUGUUGUAAUGGAAAGCCACGCCCUUCUGUUGAGAAAGUGCGCUAAAAAUUUUCGAAAAUUUUAAAAUAGGAAUUUGGUCACAUUUGGAAUGGCUGUGAGGCAGUUGCUUAAGAGUGCGCCGGACCAAAACGACUUGCGCUUUAAGGCAUCGGAAAGAGUUGAAGCAAGCUCCCAACAAGAGAGGGAUUUUCCUUUUUGCGGUUCAGAAUUUUUUUUAAAUCGGUCAGAAUGCUCAUUGAUAGACCAAAUGAAGAUUCUGAAAGUGUCAACCUGUAGAAAUUCCUAGUUUUCUAGAAAUAAAGGCUCAAAAAUUUCCAAAAUAGCCUUAUUCAUCUGGAUUUUGAUGACUUUCUUUGACUUUAAGAGGUCUUUUUCAAAAACUAGGAAGUUGGGCAGGUUGGGACUUUCAGGAUACUUAUAUGGUAGAUCAAGGAGUGUUAUAGCCAAUUUUUCAAGGGAUUCCCAACUCCGAAGUAAAAUAGCCUUUCUAGUAGGAAGGAAUCUUCAGGCGUUAGAGCCAUUCCAAGUGCGUCCAAAAAGUCAAGGAUGAAUGGAAUCACUGAAAUUUAGUUCAAUAAUGACAAAUAUUUCUCAUUUUUAGCCCAAAUGUCCCAUCAUCACUCCUGGAGAAGCGGAGAUACUGCAAAAAGGAGAAAUAUCAAGGAAUCGAGUACCCGAAAACCAGGGCUUGUCAGCAAACCGAGUUGCCCUGUCCCUUCCCGGAAGCCGUUGUUGGUGGGAUAAUAAUAAGCAUCAUUUCAAGAAUCUGAAUUUCAAGGCACCGUCUACCGGUACUGUAACUGUCAAACGGGGAAGUGGGAUUUGCCGAAUACGACAAAUUGUACCCAUAAAUGGGUCGGCGAGAUCAAAGAUUCGGUGGCACGUGGCGACGCGGCUGAAUCUAUCAGCACUAUGAUGAGCCGCCAGUUGAGGUUUGGUUGAGUAGGAAAAAAUAGCCGCGAAAAAAAGGCUUCAGGAUGCUCUAACAGGAUAGAAAAUGAGCUUGACGGGGCAAAAAAAAUAGCCGCGUGAAAUGAGCCAAAUAAGAAGUUCUCGAGAGCUUAGCUAAAAAAAACAGCUCAAGAAUCUCCUUAAGUGCCCACUUUUCUAGUUUCUCCUGCUUCUCUCUUAAAAAUUAGCAACAGAGCGCAAAUACUGAAAAAUUUUCCAAAAAAUAAUUUUUUCGAAGAAGUUAGCAUUAGAGCGCAUUAUCCCCAGCGAUUUCUUCAAUUUUUAUUUUAAUAUCUGUUCCAAUAAAUUUCUGAGCUUCAGGGACACGAUUGCCCGACAAUUAUUCGGCGGCGAUAUUACCGGCUCCGUCCAAAUCAGUUCCGAUGUCUUGAACUUGGCUCGGAGCCAGUUUGAAGUCCUUGAUGAUCGGAAUAAUCGGCAGACGAGGGCUACUAACUUUACCCAGGUAAAACUGCGGGAGUAGGCUUUUUUGUAGCUCAAAGGGCGCCAGGUCUGUAAAGAGAACACCGGCGCGCGCAAGUAGUUUUUCGUCGGGCGCACUGGAAAAAUGAAUUUCUCAAUUGGUAUUGGCUGGCUUGAGAAAAUGCGCUUUCUGCUGAUUGGACAACAUUUUUCGUGUCAAGACCUUCCUCCGAUGCUUAAGAACGCCAGAGUGGCCCCUAUAGGGGCAAGAUUAGGACCUUUAAGGUUCCCCUCUAGAGGCCCCUUCACCUUCCCCUACAGGGUCCAUUCAAGCUUGUACAAAUCGCCACUAGUAGGGCAAUUUUAGAGGUCAGACCUCAAACCCCUAUAGGGAUUACUUGAAUUAUACUCCUUUAGGUGCUGUCAGAACCUUUUCUCCGAUUAAAAACGCCAGAGUGACCCUCAUAGGGGCAAGCUUAGGGACCUUUGAAGGUUCCCCUCUAGAGGCCCCUUCACCUUCCCCUACAGGGUCCACUCAUGCUUGUAGAAAUCGCCACUAGUAGGGCAAUUUUAGAGGUCAGACCUCAAACCCCUAUAGGGAUUACUUGAAUUAUACUCCUUUAGGUGCUGUCAGAACCUUUUCUCCGAUUAAAAACGCCAGAGUGACCCUCAUAGGGGCAAGCUUAGGGACCUUUGAAGGUUCCCCUCUAGGGACCACUCAAACUUUCCCUACAAAGUCCACUCAUGCUUGUAGAAAUCGCCACUAGUAGGGCAAUUUUUAGAGGUCAGACCUCAAACCCCUAUAGGGAUUACUUGAAUUAUACUCCUUUAGGUGCUGUCAGAACCUUUUCUCCGAUUAAAAAAACGCCACAGUGACCCCUCAUAGGGGCAAGCUUAGGGACCUUUGAAGGUUCCCCUCUAGGGACCACUCAAACUUUCCCUACAAAGUCCACUCAUGCUUGUAGAAAUCGCCACUAGUAGGGCAAUUUUAGAGGUCAGACCUCAAACCCCUAUAGGGAUUACUUGAAUUAUACUCCUUUAGGUGCUGUCAGAACCUUUUUCUCCGAUUAAAAAAACGCCAGAGUGACCCUCAUAGGGGCAAGCUUAGGGACCUUUGAAGGUUCCCCUCUAGGGACCACUCAAACUUUCCCUACAAAGUCCACUCAUGCUUGUAGAAAUCGCCACUAGUAGGGCAAUUUUAGAGGUCAGACCUCAAACCCCUAUAGGGAUUACUUGAAUUAUACUCCUUUAGGUGCUGUCAGAACCUUUUCUCCGAUUAAAAACGCCACAGUGACCCUCAUAGGGGCAAGCUUAGGGACCUUUGAAGGUUCCCCUCUAGGGACCACUCAAACUUUCCCUACAAAGUCCACUCAUGCUUGUAGAAAUCGCCACUAGUAGGGCAAUUUUAGAGGUCAGACCUCAAACCCCUAUAGGGAUUACUUGAAUUAUACUCCUUUAGGUGCUGUCAGAACCUUUUCUCCGAUUAAAAACGCCAGAGUGACCCUCAUAGGGGCAAGCUUAGGGACCUUUGAAGGUUCCCCUCUAGGGACCACUCAAACUUUCCCUACAAAGUCCACUCAUGCUUGUAGAAAUCGCCACUAGUAGGGCAAUCUUACAGGUCAGACCUCAAACCCCUAUAGGGAUUACUUCAAUUAUACCCCUGUAGAUGCUGUCAGAACCUUUUCUUUACGCUAGAGGGGUCCCUAUAAAAACCCUAAGGGUAAAUUGAAGGCACCCCUCUAGGGACCACUUCACCUUCCCCUACAGGACGCAUUGAAUUUCGUAAAAAUCGCCACUAGAGGGGCAAACUAAGGAAUUAGACCCUAAACCCCUAGAGUGACCUGAAAGAGCAUUUUUCAUCUACUAUAGGGCCUACUUGCCUCCCUAACCCCGAUAGAGGUCACUCCAGCGUUUCCAACAAUCUCAAGCCAGGCUAUAACCACAACGCUUUGAGCCAUACAAGUCGAAGAAAAAGAAAGGAAUUCAGUCCCUGGGCUCAUCUGGAGAUCAACUACUAUCGUCCAAGGCGGCGUCGGUUUGGAAACAACUCGACGCCGAUAAACGCGUCGGUCACGCUUCCACGUUGAUGAGCGUCUUGGAGCAGUCGACUCUGCUCCUAGCCGAUUAUAUGCUCGAGCGACAGGCUCAGUAUCAGUAUGAUCAUUGGGGUAGGUUCGAUGGACAUUCACAGCUGGAAAAUACGGAAAAUGCGCUCCAAGGAUAAUUUUUCUGAAAACCUUGCGUGAAAGCCUAGCAUUAGAAGAGCUCUAAUUUUUAAACUUCACAACUGAAAUUUCACUUAGGAACGCCAGAGUGGUCCCUAUAGGGGGCUAGGAGAAAAACUAAGCUGACGAAAAAGUGCUCCCUUUAGGGGUAAACUUUAGGUGGUCCCCUUAGGGUUAAGGUUUCUAGCCAAGUCGCCUAACAUGUCUUCUAUAAGGUCUGCGUUUUCAAGGUUUAGUGGCCUCUCUUAGGGGAGGUGAAGUGAUCCCUAGAGGGGAAUUUUCAGCCUAAAAGGUCCCUCUAGGGGUAAACGUUUAGGCGGUCCCCAUAGGGUUAAGGUUUUUAGCCAAGUCGCCUAACAUGUCUUCUAUAAGGUCUGCGUUUUCAAGCUUUAGUGGCCCCUUAAAGGUAAAGUAGUCCCCAGAGGGGGAUUUUCACCCUAAGUGGUCCCUAUAGGGGUCAAUUUUAGGUGAUCCCCUUAGGGUUAAGUUUUCUAGCCGAAUCGCCGAACAGGUCCCUAUAGGGUCUGCGUUUUCAAGCUUUAGUGGCCCCUUGAAGGUAAAGUGGUCCCCAGAGGAGAAUUUUCACCCUAAGUUGUCCCUCUAGGGGUAAACGUUUAGGCGGUCCCCAUAGGGUUAAGGUUUUUAGCCAAGUCGCCUAGCAUGUACGCUGUAGGGUCGAAGUUCGGAAGCUUUAGUGGCCCCUAAAAGGUUUGCAGGAGAUAAAGUGGUCCCUAGAGGGGAAUUUUCACCCUAAGUGGCCCCUAUAGGGACUAUCCUGGCCAUUUGAGGAUGAAAAGACUGUUUUUGAAGCAUUUUUAUCACAAAAAGUCCAAGAAAAUGAUCGUUCAAAUUAAGCCAUGGAAGUUGAAGUCAAGCCGCCGCAAGACGCCCCCCAGAAUCGUAUGUUGUUUGCGCAAGCCGUCCCAGGUCCGAUGGACGACAUGGCUAGGUUUUGAAAAAUCCUGGUCGCAUUUGGAAUGGCUCAAAGUUUCGAGGGCCUAUUCCUUGAAAAGCAUUUGCUUUAUUACGUUAGGCGUAAACCGUUUUGAUUCGGGCGCAGUUUUUCUCUCGAGCCAUUCCAAAUGCGACCAUCGGCUUUACGAAUGUGAUCAGUAACGGGUUUUUAUUCCAGUUUCAAUAGUCCUGGACCCAGUUCCGAUGGACCCUUCAAAUUUUCCUCAAUCAAUAAAUCGCCAUUGAUCCAGCUGCCUUCUUUCAAUACUUUGAGUGGGUUUUAUGUGAAAAAUCUGAGGUCAUAGAAUGUUCCAAAAGUUUUUACUGAGUAGUCCUUGGAAAAGCAAAAAAAAAUUCAGAAAAAUUAGAAAAGUAAUGUCAAAAGUGUACAAGAUCCGUUGAAAAAUCAAAUUUUACUGGUUUUUUAAUACGAAAAAAAGUUUUCUUAUAGUAAAAACAUAUUUCAUAAGGGAGGAACGAAUAAUAAUCAUAAUUUUCUGCAAGUUUCCAAGGAGGGGGGAGCUUUAAAUCUAUAUGAAGAAAGACGAAAGUGUACAGAGAAGGCUAAAAAAACCAGUUUUUACUAGAUUUUUUAUUGUUUUGAAACAUCUUACACGCUUUCUUCGACAUUCUAUGCCACAAAAAUGAUCUUUUCGGGAAGUUUUUCUCUAUUUCUAUUUUAAAAAAUUUUUUGGAGCACAUCGAUAACGCAAACCGGACGGGUCCCGGACGUUUGUGAGUAAUUCUAAGAAGUCUGACACCCCUAGAGUGGCCACUAGAGACUCAUGAACGUCCGGCUCGCGUUAUCAAGAUCCGAUAUAUCUGUAUUGUUCUUCUCAGAAACUUAUCUAAGAGAUUUUUCGAAAGAUAUCAAUUUUUAGGGACUUCCGCCAACACUGGUGCUCGGCCAGCGGCAACCUUCACUUCACAAACUUUUUUCCAUCCUGGGGAUGAGGUGGAGAAAAUUAUGAAAAAUUUUCUUGACUAGUCAAUCUGUCCAGGGGAGAGUAAAAAUUGCAAAAAUUACGAAGAUUUAGGUAUAAAAGUGAUUUUUAACCGAGGUAGUUCUCAAAAAGACGGGAGGAGAGGCUAAAAGCCUUCAAAAGUGGCCCCUCAAGGGUUUAUUAAAACCAAAAUUUUCAGGAAGUCUCGAUCAACGCCGCUCCGCCGCCACCCACCCUUGACAGAAGCCCACUGAAACUCAGUUAUUAUGCCUUCACGAGCUUCGGGGAUCUACUAACGAAAAAUGAAUAUUAUAUUGUCAAUAGUCAUGUGAUUGGAGCCGCUGUCGACAAUGCGACCAAGAGCUUGCAGUUCGUGAAUUUAUCUGGUCGCAUUUGGAAUGGCUUAAGCGGCUCUGGAGGUGCAACCGACCGAAAACGGCUCGUGCGUCUGAUUUAGAGUGCUUAGAUACUGGGAAAAUCUUUAGUGGCCACUAUAAGGCUCGCCAAGGACUACAUGGAGAGGACACUAAAGUGGCCACUCAACCCACCUCUACAGUGGCCACUUCAGUAGUUUUUCAUCCAGUAUUCCUUCCAGCAACUCUGAUAAUUUUAAAACAAACAUAUUGGACCAGCUUUUUGAUCUAUUGACCCCUAAAGUGGCCACUACAAUUUUUAGUAGUCUAGAAGUAGCGCUUAGAACUCUAUAGUGGCCACUAACUUUUAACCCCUUAAGUGGCCACUGAUUUGACUACUAUAGGGGCCACUAAAACGUCAAAACCCUAUAGUGACCUCUAAAAAUUUUCCCAGUACUUCUUAAACUAUUUCCAGCCCUUAGAACUUCAGAGUGGCCCCUAUAGGAGACCUUGAAGCUUCCCCUCUAGGGAACACUUUACCUCCCCUAUAGAAGCCUCUAAAAUUUUUAAGUAGUCCCUAUUACUAUACCACUAAAACGUCAAAACCCUAUAGUGGCCACUAAACAUUUUCCCAGUAAGAUUAAUUUGAACCGCGGUGCCUCGAGCCAUUCUAAAUGCGACCAGACCUUUUUUAAAAAAACUUCAAAGGAUCAUAUCCAAUGAUUCUUCAGACUCCCUGAAGAUCAACCAGUCACCUUUACCUUCUAUCAUUUGCAAACUUCCGGCGUCUCGAACCCCAGAUGCGUUUUUUGGGACCUCGAUUUAAAGUUUGAUUUCAGAAAAUGUAUUGCUCCAAAAAUAAUUGACAGAGAUUGGAGCACCGCCGGCUGUACACUACUGAACACCACGGCGACCUCUACCCAAUGUUCCUGUACCCAUUUGACGAGGUUGGAUCAUAGGAAAAUUGGACUGGAAUGUAUUUUGGAGAGAAGAUUCCUGGGAAGUUCAGAACUUCCCAAAAAACCUUGAAAAUAAGCUCAAAAAGAUGCUCCAAAACCUGAUAAAUGGGAUCUCAAAAUGAGCUGAAAAUGGUCAAAAACAGCUUGAAAAAGGGUCUCGAAAGGCCCCAGAAAAAGUCAUUAAAAGCGUGGCCUCUUUAGAGGAGGUAUAGUGGUCCCUAGAGGGGUAAAAUUUAGGUUGUCCUUAUAGAGGUUUAGGCUCUGACCCUUCAGCCCCUAAAUCGCUAUAGAAGUUUCUAAAGUUGUCCCUAGAGGGGAAGGGGCCCUAAGAUUGCCCCUAUAGGGACCACUCUGGCGUUCCUGAAAGUCUUCUGGCAAGGUGAAAAAAGUAAACGGCUUUGAAGAUAUUUCAAAAAAUAUUUCCCAGGAAAAAUGGUUCAAAAUAAGUCGGAAAAGGGCUAACAAGAACCCAAAAAAAACCUUUUUUCUCAGUUUUGCCAUCCUGAUGGACGUUUCUGGCAAUGUCGGCCGGUUCACUGGGAAUCUCGCCUCGGCCCUUGACGUGAUCUCAACGAUUGGAUGUGCUAUUUCGAUUGUUUGCCUGGCCCUGAGUCUUCUCGUCUUCACCUUUUUCAGGUAUGGUGAAAAAUCUGCAUGCAUAUUGACCUCAAUAAACGUUUAAUUUUUCACAAGAUCGAAAAAAAAAUCGACGGAAGAAAGAGCUGCGAAAAAAAAGGAAAACGCGCUCCAUUGAUAAUCUUUCAGAAACCUCUACAACGUCCGCAAUUCAAUCCAUCGGAACUUAUGCCUCUGCUUAUUGGUCGCUGAGCUCGUUUUCGUGAUUGGUAGGGUUAUUGGAGGGGCCGCAUUGGGAAUGGCUCAAUGCGUCGCGGCUGUGGAGCGGUUACUUUGAGAGUCCAGGUUCUCACUUGAGUAUUUUUCUAACCGCGACGCAUUGACCCAUUCCAAAUGCGACCAGAACUUUGAGAAAAAGAUGAAAAAAUUUUUAGGAAUGGACCGGACUGGAAACCGGACCGGGUGCGGCAUCGUCGCCAUCCUUCUCCAUUAUUUUUUCCUCGCCUCUUUUUGUUGGAUGCUUCUGGAAGGUUACCAGCUCUACUUGAUGCUUAUUCAAGUACGCGACGCAGCCCGCGACGCGCCUGACGAUUCUAGAAAAGAAAAUUUUCAGGUCUUUGAGCCGAAUCGUACCAGAAUCGUGUUGUAUUAUGUGUUCUGCUACGGGUGUCCAGCGAUUAUUGUCGCGAUUUCGGCGGGUAUCGAUUGGAAAAAUUACGGGACUGAGACAUAGUUUGAAUACAAUUAGCAUAAUUAGCCUAACUAGCCAUUUUUAGCUGCUGGAUCGACACUUCGACGCCGACGAUUUGGGCUUUUGUCGCGCCGAUUUUGGUCAUCAUUGCGGUAAGAUAUUUAGAAUUGCUUAAGUGGUCCCUUGGAAGUUUGAAAAUCAGUUUGACAAGCCACUAGAGUGGCCACUUGGACUUUAUUAUUAAGAGACACCUGAGAAAAAGUCUGGCGUCUCUUCAAGGUCACUGAUCUUUGGUUUUGACUCAAGUGAGAAAUCAACAACGGCCUGAAGAGACGCCAGAGAAGUCAGGACACUCUCGUUGUAUGGAGUCUCUUCAGCCCGCUACUGAUCUCUGGUUUUGACUCAUUUUGCUGUCAGAAGUGAGAGAUCAACAACGGCCUGAAGAGACGCCAGAGAAGUCAGGACACUCUCGUUGUAUGGAGUCUCUUCAGCCCGCUACUGAUCUCUGGUUUUGACUCUUUUUCCUGACAGACUUCAAAAUGAGAGAUCAACAGCGGCUUGAAGAGACGCCAGAGAAGUUAGAACACUCUUGUUGUAUGGCGUCUCUUCAGCCCGCCACUGAUCUCUGGUUUUGACUCAUUUUGCUGUCAGAAGUGAGAGAUCAACAGCGGCUUGAAGAGACGCCAGAGAAGUUAGAACACUCUCGUUUUAUGGCGUCUCUUCAAGACCACUGAUCUCUGGCUUUGCUGUCAGACUUUAAAGUUAGAGAUUAUAGUGGCCUGAAGAGACGUCAGAGAAGUUAGAACACUCUCGUUGUAUAUAGUCUCUUCAUCUUGCACACUCUCUCGCUUUCGCUUUUCAUCUUUCUCUGUUAGUUUCUCGAUUCCAUUGUUAGAAGAAGAGAGAACCUAGGGGAAAGAGCGCUGCAGAAAGAGAUACCAGAGAAGCUAGAAAUCUCUUUUUCUCUAGCCUCUCUUCUUUUUGUUUGUUCCCUCGCUUUCGAUCAUUUUUUGUUUUUUUCACGAUGGAUUUUUUUAGGCUAUUUUUUCAAUCUAUCUUAUCAUAACGUCCACUCUGAAAUUUUUUUCAUAUACCUUGAAAAAAUUGAAUUUUUACCUGAAUUACACCUUUUCCAGGCCAACAUAAUGUUCCUCCUGAUCGCCCUGAAAGUCGUUUUAUCGGUUCAAAGUCGAGACCGAACCAAAUGGGACAGAAUUAUUGGAUGGUUGAAGGUUCGAGAAGGAAAAAUGGAAAAUUUAUCAAUGGAGCGAACUUGCUUCCAGGGUUCCGCCACGUUACUUUGUCUUCUUGGAAUAACUUGGCUUUUCGGGUUCUUGACGGCAGUCAAAGGCGGAACCGGGACGGUGUUCGCCUGGAUUUUCACGAUUUUGAACUGUACUCAGGUAUUUGAUUAUUUUGGUCGCAUUUGGAAUGGCUCAGUGCGUUGCGGUUUUAAUUCCAUGUUCAAAAAGCCAUUGGAAACUUUUAUCAAAGCUUGUUUAUCGCUCAAAGGGUCUCUGGUUCGACUCUUUUAGGUGAAAUUAUAUUUUUGCCAUUUUUCAAAUGGUUCGGUUAAAGUUCUGUCUCUUUGGAUGUAGCUCAAAAAGUUCUAGAUUUUGAAUCCAAUCGAAAAUCGACAUUUUGGAAGCUUAUUUACCAUCAAAAGGGUCUCUGGUUCGGAUCCUCUGGGCAAAAAUACAUUUUUGCCAUUUUUUAAAGUUGAAAUUUAGACCGUAAUGAAAUUUUCAAAAAUCUUCUUAGCGUCUAGCCAUUCCCAAUGCGACCAAGAUUUUUCAAAAAUGCACAAUUUUCCAGGGCGUCUUCAUUUUCUUCCUUCACGUUGUCAUGAACGAAAAAGUUCGUUUGGCUGUCGUUAGAUGGCUUCGCAGCGGCGUCUGUUGUCUGCCCGAAACUAGCAGCGUUUACAAUAGCAGGUGGGUGGUCGAGUGGUUAGGGAGUUUGGAUGGGAAGAUGGGAGUCGGGAGUUCGGUCCCUGGUCAGGAAAAGUUUCUUGAUAUAACCUUUUUGAGUAAUUUCGCUUCUCAAAAAUAUUUUGAAAGGAAGGGUUGUUUCUAGGUCUUCGGAAAAAAAUGGCAAAAAAAGAUCGCUGCCUAGAGGAUCCGAACCAGUGACCUUUUUGAUGACAUUUUCACUUUAGAAAGAGCAUUUUCUUAGAAUGUACAGUUUUCUAUAGUGUUUUUUUUUAGAUUUACAGCUUCCCUAGGUGUUUUGAAAAUGGCAAAAAAACGUAAUCCCUCGAGAGGACCCGAACCAACGACCUUUUUAGCGUAAAAAAUCAUUCUGUUUCGUUUCCUUGAAUGAGCUGAGGAUUUUCCGAAUUUUUCCAAGAAUGUUCUCUCCAACCUUAAGAGGUCACUCUAGGGAUCAAGCUGAUUUUCUGUUUUACAAAAUCGUCAAAAAUAAACUUUUCAAGUGAUUUCCAAGCUUCAGAUCCUUCGUCAGCAGCCGUCAACGAAUCCUAAACAUGAUGAAUAAAAACACGAUGGGCCACAGUGUCCCAAGUACGGCGAGCACCGACGACAAGGACAAGCAAUUGACUCCAAUUAGUCCGUUGAUAAAUUAAUUAAUCAAUCGAUAAUCUCAAAAGUUUCAGGUAAGACCACGGAUUGGCUCCGGAGAAUGCCCCUGGUCACGCCGCAAGACUCUAUCUCGACUCAUGACGAACAUGAGCAAGGAUUAUCGAUUGAUGACGUCACGAUCGAUCAUCAGAUCCACAUGAACAAUAAUAAUAAUAAUAAUAAUAAUAAUAACGUGAUAUCACAUGACAUGGACCGCGGCAGCUUGAAUUCAGACCCGAGAGGAUCUCAGGUUAUUGAUUUAUCGAUUGAUUCAAGAUUUUUAUAGGAUGGAUUUCCUAGGGUACGGUAUCAAUUUUUGCUUGAACGGUUCGGUUUUUUAAAACUUGUUUGAAAAAUGUCCAAAAAGUAUUUUUCGAUUUCCUUCUGAGGAUUGUUAGGUGCGUUGCGGUCGCGUCGCGGCCAUCUGAACGACGUAACCUUUCGUAUUUUUCAUUUUAAAUUCAGUUAGACCAGUGAGAUCUGAAAAAAACUCCAAAAAGUAUUUUUCGAUUUUAUUCAGGUUGUCGAAGACCUUCCAGUCGAAAAGAAGGCUCCAGUGAAAAGGAAAAAGUUCCCCCUGGGCGCUACCAACAGCGAACGAGGCUCACAGCAUCAGAGCUGUGGAAUCAUUGUACACCGGCUCUGA